This is a messenger RNA of Fonsecaea pedrosoi CBS 271.37, 2103 nucleotides long. RefSeq lists its product as uncharacterized. The record is from RefSeq and is a predicted model, not a curated record. Bases 1 to 2103 code for a protein of 700 amino acids. The transcript has a single exon. Lineage: Eukaryota; Fungi; Ascomycota; Eurotiomycetes; Chaetothyriales; Herpotrichiellaceae.
AUGGCUCACUUAACCCUAUGUCAUGAGCCCUACUCAAAGUUCAUCAGCGAGGACCCAGUUACUUCACGUUACAAUGCAAGACUGUCCAAGGCGGAUAGGCUCAUGCUUGGGCCGAAAUUGCGGCUUUUGCAAGAGACUGGCUCCACUCGAACCGAGAUGCUACUUGAGGUGCAGGCUUUGAUUGGGAGACCUGUCACUCUCGCACAACUUGACGGGCUCUUGAAGGAACAUGAUAUCUGUUUUUAUAAGAAGAGAGAUUUCACAUCGGCCCCGGAAGUCCCAGAUAGUGACGCAACAUCAGCUUCCACGGCACCACCACCACAGCACAGCAGCACUACGUUGAUGUGUAACCUCUCUUGCCCAGAUAUAUGGGGAUCUGAGUCAGGAUUGGAAGAAUCUCACGGCUUGAGGUGCCUGAAAAUCACAUUCCGCCCUUCAAAUUGUUCCUUGUUACACUCUGAAGAUAUAUCUACGGCCGAUCGCAAACAGGAACACUGCGAUUGCACGGACGUGCCUGGACAGUACGCAAUUGAUAAUAUACAAAUCCAGCCCGAGUCCAUGAACCCAGAUACUGAAGGUAUGGAAUGUGGAAGACAGAGUCUCUCAGCUCGGUGUAGCAAGGGAAAGACCUCUACAUCAAUGCCCUGCAUGUAUCGAUUGAAAAGAAUCGCGUUCGACUUGUACUCGACCAUCAUAGCGGAGCAUAAGGACGAAACAGAGCGUGGCGCGAAGAUGAACACCAUUGCAACUGUAUUUUCUCUCCUCGGAGCAUAUACUGAGGCAUUCGACCUGUAUCUCCUCGUUUACUACCACUUUCGAGAAAAUGAUGGAACGCCCGACGCCGCUUACCCACAGGUAGUUCACGGUGCGAUAAAUUGUGCGAAAUCAGCCGAAACGACCCUUCAGAUGCAAAUUUCCCGAGCAAUGCUUGGAGAUGUCCGGGACAUGCUUCUUUCUCGCUAUGGCCGACAGUCUAUGGCUGGCACAACGACCUGGAAAUACCUCGAACGCGCCCGAAGUCAACAUGUCUGCAUGCGAGGCAGAGACCAGACCAUUGAACCUCUGGAAUCGUUCGAGGAACAGGCUUAUUGGGCAGUUUCUGCCUUGGUCCUAAGCCAGGAUCAUCUCGGCAAAGAGUGUGGAGUGGCACCAGACUAUUGUAUGAAUUCCUGGAAAGGCUCCAUCAUGGAUCACCUCUGUAAGUGCGAUGUCACGCGCAGGUGCCUAAACACCGCACUGGACAAGGUUUACUCGUAUAUACAUGGAAACCAGGACCAGAUUGAUCGACAUUUGCCAUGGGCUUCCGAGCAGCUAUCUGUCACCCGGGGAUACCGUUACGCUCAAGACUUGGCUUGCUUAGUUCUUGAGCAAUGUGUAGUCAACGGGACCAACUUUUCCAUUGGACCGGACCACACAGAGAGCGAAAAUCAUCAAGGCUUUCCCUGUGACUUGAAAGGUCUCGCUGUUGCCAUUCUUCCAUUCAUGUUGUGGACCGAAAUCUUUGUGAAGGCCUUGGAGACUCUGUGGUGGCCGUCAACGCCACUUCCCUCGUUUCUGUUUCACCAGGCGAUAUGGCUCAUGAGGCAAAAGAUUGAAAAAAGCCCGGCAUUCUACAAGAGCACAAUCCAGUCAGUCGUUGCACAGUUUUUCCCGACGUCCGAUGAGAGGCAAGUCAUGCCAUGUUUGAUCCCCUCCAACACUCUAAAACGAAUUGGUAGGAGGGUCGCUGGUCUUCUACACUUGCCCGCCACCGUGGUGCCAGAGACUGAAGAGCCCUGGCAUCCUCUACCGCAAAAAGCGUCAGCAUGGCCUGGAUUUCCUUAUUUACCUGGAUCGGAAAGAUUCCUGCUGAAUUCCGGUUCAUUGACGCUGGCGCAAUCCUGCACCUCCUCCAACAGCUCAGAUUAUCGCAGGUUUUGGCUCACGGCGUCUGGGCCUAGACCCAAAUCUGCCGCUUCAACUGCAACCCAACAGACCACCCCGUCAGAUCAGAUGAGUUUUCACAGCAGCUUGAGGUUCUCUAGAGUCACUGGUCUUCCGUCGAAUCCCUCACUCACGAACAGUGACGAUGUCGUUUCCCUGGACGUCAGUAUGGGCGGGUAA